Messenger RNA from Rhizoctonia solani, 1935 nucleotides. RefSeq names its product Serine/threonine-protein kinase. Gene Ontology annotation, molecular function: protein kinase activity; ATP binding. The transcript has 8 exons. NCBI's taxonomy places the organism in Eukaryota, Fungi, Basidiomycota, Agaricomycetes, Cantharellales, Ceratobasidiaceae. The coding region runs from base 1 to 1935 and encodes 644 amino acids. The record is from RefSeq and is a predicted model, not a curated record. Gene Ontology annotation, biological process: protein phosphorylation; spliceosomal complex assembly; regulation of mRNA processing.
AUGUCGCUCGCCGUUCGUGGAAAGACUGCGAAUUUAAGUUUGCCGUUCAUAAGGCGCAGAGAUGGUACGCUAGUGUAUUCCAACGCACGAGCGGUGCCUAUACCAGUACCAGCCUCGAGCUAUGCUUCGUCCUCGUCUGGAAUACAGAGUGCUCCGACCAGAGAAAUGGACAUGCGGGAACUUGACAAGGAAGAGGACUUGCUGGAUUAUGCUGAUGGAGGUUAUCUCCCUGUUCACAUCGGUGAUACAUUCAAGGAAGGACGCUAUCUUAUUGUACGGAAGCUGGGCUGGGGACAUUUCAGCACCGUCUGGCUUGCCAAAGACAGAACGAGCAAUCGCCAUGUUGCAAUCAAGGUAGUCAAGUCAGCCAAGACCUACACAACAGCUGCCCGUGACGAGGUCGGGAUCCUCCGCUUCAUCAACUCGGUCUAUAAGGAUCCUGGGCAUGAGAACGUUGUACAAUUCCUCGACACAUUUGAUCACAAGGCCGAGAGCGACUCGGGUCCCUCUCCAGUCCAUGUCUGCAUGGUCUUUGAGCCUCUGGGUGCCAGCCUCCUCACCCUCAUCCGCGCCCAUCGCAAAGGAGUACCCGAACAUCUCGUUCGGCAAAUAGCAACACAGGUAUUAGCCGGCCUCGCAUUUUUACACGAGCGUUGCGGGAUUAUUCACACCGAUCUUAAACCCGAGAAUAUCAUGAUUUCUUUGGGCAGCAAACACGACAUUGAAGCUAUUGUCCAGGCCGAACUUGCUACAUCCCCCCGCUCAUUGUCUCGUAUGGUCGGCAUCCCUCCCGGUUGUGUGCGCGGCGGCGUGGCGACCCCAAGAUACGGUGCUGACCUUGCUGGGACAAAGCAGGUCUGGAUAUUUGGCUCUCAGCCACUUCCUACUUCGGUUUCCUUGCCCCGGACGCGGUCUGGGCAACCGGAUGGACUUGUUCGGAAGAUGUCCACAUUGGCUAUUUCCACGAUACCUCCUCAACCUGAGCCUGGCUCUGCCUCUGCCUCUACUUCUGCAUCAUCCUCAUCUACUCUUGCCGAGGCCCUUAGUACGGCCCCGACUUCCUUCAUGAGUACCGGCAAGGGAAUCACGUUUGGCUCUACCAGAAGUCAAAAGUGUCUGCCCGCCGCGAACAAGGUGUCCCCGGUAACUAUUGUGUGCCAAUCUGAUGGAAAUGGUGUCACAGUGACUGCCUCAUCUGAGGCGUCGGUCCAAGGUUUACCGGAGCGUUCGCCACUAAUGGGAGAGGCACAAGCAACCGAUAUUUCAGAAGACGUCGUGGGAUCCGCCAAGCCACGCGAUGUGGUUGCCAAACCUUGUACCCCACCGUGCAAGGGUCCUUCGCUGCUGUCCCAAACUGCGCCCAAGUUGGAGGCUCCGUUGACCCGGCCCAAGUCUAGUAUUAGCUCCAAGGGCGACAAGGACAUGAUUGAAGUCAAGAUUGGUGAUCUUGGCAACGCAUCCUAUUGCUGGAAGCAUUUUACCGAGAACAUCCAGACUAGGCAGUACCGUUGUCCAGAAGUCAUUUUAGGUGCUGAAUGGGACGCAACUGCGGACGUGUGGAGUGUAGGGUGCAUAUUCUUCGAAUUAUUGACUUCCGACGUGUUAUUCGACCCUGCUGAACGGGUCGGUGCAUGGUCCCGCGAUGAUGAUCAUAUCUGUCAGAUGAUCGAACUUUUAGGACCCAUGGACCCCAGGUUCGCACUAUCGGGUGAUUAUAGCAAAGAGAUAUUCCGCUCUGAUGGUGUUACACUGCGCAACGUGCCUGCAUCCAAGAUGAGUCACUGGCCCUUGCUUGAUGUAUUUGUUCAAAAGUACAACUACAAGCGGGAACACGCGGGGCGGCUGGCCGAUUUCCUACUCCCAUUUUUACGCAUUGAGCCAAAGGCACGAAUCUCAGCGCAGGACGCACAACAUCUGGAAUGGCUCAAGUCGUGA